Apis florea (little honeybee) is the source of this 3547-nucleotide messenger RNA. RefSeq lists its product as uncharacterized. Gene Ontology annotation, molecular function: protein binding. The record is from RefSeq and is a predicted model, not a curated record. Gene Ontology annotation, cellular component: plasma membrane. Lineage: Eukaryota; Metazoa; Arthropoda; Insecta; Hymenoptera; Apidae.
GAGAUAAAGUAUUCUCAAUAGUGUGCUCGAGAAACAUUCUUAACAUCGCACGCGAGCGAUCGUGGCCACGGGUAUCCAGUUAAUUCCACGCAAGUGGUUGCUUUUGUGCUAUCAACGGUAUAACGGCAUUGUUACGAUAAAACGAAAUUAUGCGUAUGCAAGUAUCAUUGCAUACGAAUAACCGUUGAACUCUUUAGUAGUAUCGCAUCCUUAUAAGAUGACUGUAAUUCAUAAGGUGAAUAUGUUGUCGUUCUAUAGAGACGACCGAUUACAUCGAUUUUCUGCGACGCAACGGUCGAUUUUGAAUCGUAAUUACCGCAUUCAUCUCACGUAACACGUAGAACGCCUAAGCACGUCGCAACAUGAAUACCACAGCUCGGUGCAUGUACAUAGAUUUAAUCCGCGGACGAGUAACUUUGUUAGAAGUAAUUUUCGCCGAGUAAGAAUAAUCUCGGGUUCACGCGUCGCUUCGAGCUCUCGGCAGUCGGAGUUAGGGCGCUGCCUAGGCUCGAGGUUAGGGUUGUCGGGAGUCGAGAGGAGCCAUGGAAGUUUGGGGUUAACGGUAUGGUGGUACUGGCGGCGACGGUGGUGGUGGUGUGGUGUGGUAUGGUGGUGGUGGUGGUGGUGGUAGUGGUGGUGGUGGAAAUGGUGGUGGUGAGCGAGCAACUGCGCAGAUCCCGAAGUCUCUCAGCCGCGAGUACGUAGGCAAACUCGGAUUCAGUGAGGACUGACUGUUCCCGUUUGCAGUGCACCUCGAAAUCUCAGGGAGAAACCGCGGUCUUUCGUCCUCUCUUUUUCCUUCUCUUUCUCUUUCUGUCUCUGUCUUCCUGUCUUCCUCUUUUUCUCUAUCUAUCUAUCUUUGUCCUCCGUCUGUCCGUCCUACUCUAGCCAUCCACUUUGCUUCUCCCGUGUCUUUUGUUGUUAGUUUCUCUCACCGCGGCAAAGUACGUGCUUAACUUUUUCCGUUCGACCGACCGUCUCUCUAUCUCUGACACGAAGUUCGUGCACGAACCACUGUUUCGAUUCUUUUCGAAGCCAGUCUACACGCUAGCUUGCUUGCGGCCCGAUGUACCACACGAGCGAGCGGUGUCUCGCGCAAAUUCCGGCUGUUCCCCAUGGCUAGUCACGUGGCUGGCCAGUGAUUCGAAAUCUGGUUGGUUUCGCCGUACGUUGUGCGUUCCGGAUGAAAGGUGCGUGUGCCAGUUGAUCAAGGCUCGCUCAACCGUUGGACGUUUCACUCGUACGGGACGGAAUCAUCCGGAGUCCCGAGAACGUGUGUGCGAAAUCGACGGUGGACCGCAGGUCGAUGUGCACAACUCUGGGGAGACGUACUGAAACUUCACGUCUGUCUGUGGCAGUCGCAGCGAAGGAGGAGCUCAUAUGGAAUGGCAUCGCGUGGACCCUCGGCGACGACGACGGUGGCAAUCGCGAUAGCGAUGGCCGUCGCUAUGUCAGCGAUGGCGAACGGCCUUUGCCCGACUCAAUGCCGUUGCGACGACGAGAGCUUGCGCGCCUCGUGCGCGUACGCGGGCCUCGAGGUCGUCCCGAUCCAAUUGAACCCGGAGAUCACCCACCUGGAUCUGUCCAACAAUCGCGUGGCCAAUAUCCAUCUGUCGUUCAGCUUCUACGGUAACCUGGAGGCCCUCGAUCUCACGUCGAACGCGAUCCACACGCUGGGCUCGGACAAUUUCGUCUUCCAAAAGAAUUUGGCCACGUUGAACGUGAGCGGGAACGCGAUAAGAAACUUGACCAAGAACUCGUUGCAGGGGUUGGCCUCGUUGAAGGAGUUGAACCUUGCCGGGAACAAUAUAUCCGACAUGGACGAGCAAGCGUUCAAAACCACCAGCGAGUUGGAGACGUUGAAUCUGAGCGACAACUCGAUCACCAGUUUGCCGGAUGGAUUGUUGAAGAAUCUCCACAAGAUCCGCGCGUUGAUCCUCAAGGGGAACUCCCUGCUCGAGAUCCCAACCGAGAAUUUGGCCCUGGCCCCCAGCCUCGAGAACGUGGACCUGUCCGACAAUCUGAUCCAGGAGCUGGACAGGGACUCGUUGCCCUCGUUGCCCUCGUUGGUCUCGCUGGAUCUGGCGAACAACGUUAUCAGGAACAUCGGCGACGACGCGUUCGACCGGCUGCCCGACCUCCUCCGCCUAGAUCUGUCCGGGAACAACCUCACCUCCGUGCCCACGCCCGCCCUUGCCAGGCUCAACGUCCUCUCGAAUCUGAUACUCAGCCGGAACCCGUUGGCUGCGUUGGACGCGGCCGGGUUUCGCAACCUCUACGAGUUGAGGAGCCUCGAGUUGAACGAUUGCACCAUCAUUAGCGUGCACGCGCGCGCGUUCGCCGACAACGUGAACCUGGAACGGAUCUCGUUGGACGGUAAUCGAGGUCUGAAGGAAUUACCCGCGAGGGUGUUGUACAGCGCUAGAUACCUGAAAUGGGUCUCCCUACGCCGUUGCAGCCUGUCCACCUUGCAACCGACCCAAUUCCCCGUCGACGGCCUCUCGUCCCUCCGCGUGGGCGGCAACCCCCUCGUCUGCAACUGCUCCGUGCACUGGCUGUGGAACGUGAUCAGGGCGGAGGAGCGGCGGAACGAGUCCAGGCUCGAGCUCGACACCCACGACAUAAUCUGCACCGACGAGGAGUACGCCGGCAAAGCGUUGAUCGCCCUGUCCGAGGCCUCGCUCCGCUGCCGCCUCAGCCCCCUCUACCUCUCCCUGUCUGCGGCAGGUUGCCUGGCCGCAACGGCGACCAUCCUCGCGCUCAUAGCCCACCUCACGCGGUCCAAGAGGAAGAAACGAUUGGCGUACGCUGCCCCAAACAGGCCGGAGUUCCUCGUCUACGUGGGAAGGAGCAACGACGAGUUGGACAAGAGCGCGGAAUCGUACAGCAGGCGGUUGCUGGCGCGGGGGAACGGGGAGGACGGCACGCCGUACGACACUCCGCGAGGGGGGAAGCCCGUGGGGGGGCGGCAGGAGGCGAACGUGUACGAGACGCCGAGGUACGCGAGGGCGGAUCGUCGGGACAAGUCGGCGGAAUGCGGCCAGACGGAGGAGGAGGGCGUGUACGCCGUGGCCGACGUGACCGAUCUCCGCGACGAGCCGCCGGAAGUGUUGUCGCUCUACCGGAUGCAGAACCCUCCCACCGCACCACCCAACCUCCACCGAGCCCUCGACUCGUAUGCUUACGACUACGAUUACGAUUACGAGCCACCGCUUCCGCAGAAACCUCACGUGGUGUUCGUUUGAGGGAACGAAUCGGUCCAAAUCGUGCAGACAAAUUUCCAACGCUUGGCUUCGUUCGAGGGACACGCUUUGCUCCCCGAAGACGAGAUUCGGAUAUGAAGGAUGGACAUUACACGUUAAAGAUCUAUCGUUUGUAAAGAUCUAGCGAGAGAGGAGAUUCGUUCUGACCGAUCCAUUCUUAAGUCUCUCUCUCUCUCUCUCUCUCUCUCUCUCUGUCAUUUCGAACGGAUGUUGCUCGCGGAUGAGUAAAAUUCGGUUCGAAUUAUUCGACAAUUGUAACCAGAUGAACAGAGAGCGGAGGAGGA